AUCAUCUCGUGACAAACGUGACAUUGUAAGGUCAAAUGUUAACCUACAUUUUUUAUUUAAUAAUGUUUUUUUUAAUCUUUACAUAUUUGUAAUGUUAAUUACAAAAACCCAAUAACGCCCCAAUCCGUAACUUGUCAGUUUUUUUGGCUUGCAAUCAUUGUUCCCAUAUCUAGUAUUCAGAAUUGGAAUUUUUGCAUCUAAUAAAGUGAUAACUGAUAAUAUGCCAUUUAUCCGACAAUGUCAAAUGAGUAAAAUGAAUAUGCAGCUUAGCGGCUUAAACCCACAGUAUUUGUGUACACAGAUUUAUUAGUGACCCCUUUUUUAUUAAUUUGUGAACAGUGAAAGUGUAGGGAAUAAGCGGUGCAUACUAGUAACGGGAAUUAAAUUUUAUGUAAAAAUUAUGUCUAGAAUUGGUAAAGAAAUUUUACAUAGUACCAGAAGGUUGACUUCUGUACAUUAUUCAAAUAAUAUUGGCAGAAUCUUAAACGCCACUUUUUCCACAAGCGAACAGAGCAACCAAAGCAACGAAUACGAUGUGGUGGUGGUCGGCGGCGGCAUCGUGGGCGCCGCCUCCGCCCGCGAAAUCCUCCUCCGCCACAAAAAUCUCCGCAUGGCAAUAGUGGAAAAAGAGCACAAAUUAGCCGUGCACCAAAGUGGCCACAACAGCGGCGUCAUCCAUGCCGGUAUUUACUACAAGCCCGGCUCACUCAAAGCCAAACUUUGCGUGGAAGGCCUGCACUUGGCCUACAAAUACUGCGACACCAAAAAAAUACCUUACAAAAAAGUUGGCAAACUAAUCGUCGCAACGAAUGCUUUAGAACAAAAACGAUUAGCUGAUUUACACGAACGCGGCAUCCAGAACCAAGUGCCCGACUUGAAAGUACUGAAAGGCGUUGAGGAAAUUAAGAAAAUUGAGCCGUACUGUCAAGGGGUUGAAGCUUUGUGGUCCCCGCACACGGGGAUUGUCGACUGGGGGUUGGUUACGGAGUAUUACGGGCGGGAUUUUAGGGACAGCGGAGGCGAUAUCUUUUUUGAUUUUGAGGUCAAUGGUUUUAAAGAGUCGACAAAUGGUGCGUUUCCUGUAACCAUCACUGCCAGAAACGGCAAGUCGGUGAAUGCUAAAUACGUCCUAACUUGUGGUGGGUUGUACUCUGAUAAAUUAUCCGAGCUGUCUGGGUGUUCUCGUGACCCCAGGAUUGUCCCAAUCCGUGGGGAAUACCUCCUUCUCAACCCGAAAAAAUGCCACAUGGUGAAGGGCAACAUCUACCCGGUCCCUGAUCCCAGAUUCCCCUUUCUGGGGGUACAUUACACGCCCCGAAUGGAUGGCAGUGUUUGGCUUGGGCCAAACGCCGUUCCAGCCUUUAGAAAAGAAGGUUACACGUGGUUUGACAUCAACAUGAAGGAACUAGUUGAUGCGUUUUCCUACCGUGGUUUCCAGAAACUGAUUUUCAGAAAUGUAGGAUACGGUGUGCAAGAAGUUAUGAAGUCGGCGUUCAGUCGUUUGCAGUUGAAGGAUUUGCAAAAGUAUAUUCCGGAAGUUAGAGCUGAAGAUAUCAAACGCGGGCCGGCUGGGGUCAGGGCGCAGGCUUUAGACAUCGAUGGUAAUUUAGUGGACGAUUUUGUGUUUGAUUUGGGGAAAGGGGGAAUUGCGAAGAGGAUUCUCCACUGCAGGAAUGCCCCCAGUCCGGGGGCUACCAGUUCCCUGGCGAUUGCCAAAAUGGUAGCAGACCGGCUCGAAAAAGAGUUUGAGUUUGCCAAAAGCGCAACAGUGUGAAUAAUAACACAAUAAAGCAAUUAGUUCCAAAACGCA
Molecule: messenger RNA, 1810 nt
Organism: Tribolium castaneum (red flour beetle)
Lineage: Eukaryota; Metazoa; Arthropoda; Insecta; Coleoptera; Tenebrionidae
Product: L-2-hydroxyglutarate dehydrogenase, mitochondrial
Exons: 4
Coding region: 401-1774 (457 amino acids)
Molecular function (GO): (S)-2-hydroxyglutarate dehydrogenase activity
Source: RefSeq, a predicted model, not a curated record